Messenger RNA from Pungitius pungitius (ninespine stickleback), 1429 nucleotides. RefSeq lists its product as uncharacterized. The record is from RefSeq and is a predicted model, not a curated record. Lineage: Eukaryota; Metazoa; Chordata; Actinopteri; Perciformes; Gasterosteidae. The coding region runs from base 318 to 734 and encodes 138 amino acids. The transcript is spliced from 4 exons.
CCUAGAAACAGCCUAAGUUACAGUACACAACGGAAAGCCACACUUCACUUGCGUGCAACAACUGUUUAGUUACUUGUUGCCACAAAACAAAUAGCUUCACGCCCUUUCUGGAGGAAGACUCGUGUUGCGCAGUUACUAAAGGAAUUUCACUACUAUUGUGUCUUUUUGUUCCCCUUCAGGGGACUAUCUACAGGUAGCGUAAGGUUUAUCUCCAUUAACAGUGACGAUAUCUAUGCACGACGUCAUCAGUGCAGCUACAAACCUCCCCUCAACCCGCGACUCCCAAGUCAACCAUUCCUCUAUGUGCAGAGAGCAGGAUGGGAUGCUCUGGCAGCUCGCAAACUUCAGCGGUGGAUUCGACCCGACCCAGUGCGAAGCCGGAGGAGAGCAACGGAGCCAGCGCAACAGGGGCAGCCAAUGAAAAUGGCAACAUAGCCGAGGACAGCGAAACUAUUCCCGACCAGACCCCUGCCGACGGCGAUGCAAAACCUGCAGAUGAACCUGGUGCAGCUGCAGCAUCUGCAGACGACACCGCAGCAGCUACACCCGCAGGGGAGGAGCCUCCGCCCCCCACUGCAGACAGUCCGCCUGAAGAGGCCGCAGCGUCUGCCGGAGCAGCAGCACCCGAUAGCCCCGCAGAGACGGCAGCUGCAGCUCCUGAGGAAGAGAAAGUUGAGGCACCAGCGAGUGAUUCAGAGCCCAAACCAGAGGUGGCACCAGCUUCCAGUGAAUGAAGUGCAACAUGAGCGACUGCACAGAUGAGUUAGUUGCAAAAGUCUUGCCUUGAGUUGUAUGUGCGAGUGAAAGCACGUGUGUGUGUUAUUGUGUGAAAGACGUUGCCUCGUUGCCAAGAUGCAGACCCCGUGAUAAAACACUUUCAUUCAGGUUUGCGUAGCCAUCACUGAGCCUCGUUUCCCUCAUGACGGUGUUUGGCUGGAAUUUCUGCUCGCAAAUAUAUACAGAGUUCUAAGGCACUAUACGGGAUAACUAAUCAUAAGCUGUCCCUGACAUUUCUAGUCAUCAUCUUAUGGAUAUUUAUAAUCACUGAUUGUCUUAAUCUUAUAAUUCUACAGGAAACUAAAGCCAAAUUUGAUUAAAACAAUGUUAUUUUUUGCGUAGCUGGCUUGGAUUUUACGACCAUGUUUGCUAUGAAUAUGAAGUGAAGAUACUAUGAAGACUGUACAAAUUAAUAUAAGGGCGCAAACAAGAGAAGAUUAAAUUACACAUUGAAAAUUGUUUGUUUGUCCUAAAUUCUUACUGGAAGAUCCUCUGAAAUUUGUAACAAGCUAGAAACUGUCAAAGAAUUCAAGCAGCCUCCAAUAAGAGACAUACUGUACAUGCACUUUGUUUGAUAUCUUAAGGCAGGAUGAAUACAUAUGAUGUUGGUGGUGUUGUUUUAGGGCACAAUAACCAGUCAGGUUCUAUCAAU